AUGAUUUGCCUUCUGCUUAUCGCUUUUGGAACGCUUCUCUCUGAUUCGGGCUUCGUUAUAGUAACCGAAGCACAGCAAGCCAAGAUCCUACUGCGUUCAGUGAAUGACACAAGUUCGCCGAAUGCAUUCAAGUUUGAGUUGAAGCCUGAUAUUUUGAAAGAGAUAUCGCACAUGGAGCGACCGAUCCGAGUUAUCGCCGCCGUUGGAAAUGCUCGAGUUGGGAAAUCAACUUUCUUAAACCUAGUUGGCCAUAUUUUGGAUGAAAAGAGAACAUCUUCUGUAAUUGAAGAAGUUUUUAAAACCGGCGCUUCAAUGAAGGCAGUCACUCGCGACGUAUGGGCAUACGUUAUUCGCCAAAAAGUGGGAAGCAUGCUGUUGCUUGACGUGGAAGGUACGGAUUUAGGAGACGACACUGUCACUGAUCGCCUAAGCAUGUUUACAGCCAUGAUGUCUUCCAAAUUGAAUGUUUUUGCAGUAGACGUUGUGGGAAACGCUGACAUUGAUUUCAUUUAUCGAAUGGCACGCUUGAGCUACCUUGUGUUCAAAGAUAAAAACAUUUUAGAUCAUUUCCCAAAACUGCAAAUCGUGUUGCGGACUAAUCUCGGUAGUGAUGGCGAUUAUAACUUCGAAGAAAUUUUCAGAGGUGAAACUCAUAAAGGGAAGGAAGAUAAAAUGGAAACGAUCUAUAAAUUUUUUCCGAAGGAUUCCAUCGCAGUCACCCGGAUUCCGUAUGUUCACAAUGCCGCUCAACUAUUCAGAGAUCAAAAUGUGUUAGAGACCAGUUCUGCUUGGAAAGCGUUCAAAACCGCGAUCGAGAAAAUUAAGGAAAGUCCAGAAAAAAAAACUUUUGAAGGAAGUUCUAUCGACGGUGAAGCGCUUAUCGACCUCGCCGAGCGGCUGGUUCAAAUAAUGAACAAUAAUUCAUGGGAAUAUUUUGGAAACGUGUACGAAACCUGGGAAAGAGAUAUUUGUAGAAAGAGUUACAAAGAGCACAUUGAGCCGGUUUUAAAGUGGAGAACCUCAAUCGAAAUACAAGACGGGAUGAUAGAGGCCUUAGACAAAUUUAAACUUGUGUGUAACCUACAAGGAGAAAUAGAGGAUGCGAAGGAAGAGCUCAAGCGUACAGCAAGGGAUAAAAGAGAGUUUGAAGAACAGGAAAAACAAAGGAGAGAAGAAAGAAGAAUGCAAGAAGAGAAGAGAAAAAGAGAUGAAGAAAGUUGGUGGGAAUAUGGAAAGACCGCUAGUAGUUAUUUAGGUACAUUUAUCGCAGGUGCAUACAUUUUCAGUGAUAAAGAUCUGAAAGAAAACUUAACAACCCUGUCCAGCUCCGAGUUCAACAAUAUCGGCCUGAGGGGGGUCUGCUGGGAAUGGAAUGAAAACGCUCAGAAGACCUUCGGACUGACUGGGGAGGACUGCGGAGUGAUAGCCCAGGAAGUUAAAGUUCUGUAUCCUUGGGCUGUGACAGCAGGAACGGAUGGCUAUCUACUAGUGCACUAUGGCAUUUUGUAUGAAAUGAUCAACGUUGCCCAUAGCAACAGGAACUUGUAACGUUCAUUUUGAGUUUUCAUUGUUGUAUUAGUCAAUCUAGAAUCCAUGAUCUUGAUUUUUUAACUUGUAACUCAUGACGGAUGCAGAUCGGAGGCCAGGAUCCCCAAAAAAGGGUUUCGUAAAGUGAUCGAGUGAGAAAAAAUUUGAUAGUGGAUUUUGAUAGAAAAAUGCAGGCUGAUUAAUGUUAAGUAGUUUGGAGUUGUAUUGUUGCAUAGGUUCUAUGUAAAGGGGCUGUAUCCAUACGCCACUCCUUUAAUUCAUGGAAACGAGGCACAGUCAUUAAACCAUUGAUAUUGCUUACACUUAUCACUUAUUAUGACUGAAAUCUUCAAUUAUAGUUACAUAUUUACAACAUGAAUCUCAAACGUACCCAGGUUGUGCAAAUCGAGGUCACGUGACCGUGCACCGACUAAAAUAGCCCUAUAGUGCUGUCAUGAGCACAUUUAUACGGCCUCUGUGGCAUAAAUGUAUAAAAUGUGCAUUUGUGUUCUGCUAUUUUAAAUGAAAGGGUCGUACAAUCUACAGUUCUGACCAAGUUUUAGGUUAUUUAGACCUGUAAAAUAGCGUUUUUGUCCUUUUUUUACAUACCUCUGUGGAACCUGUAUUAAGCGGUCAUACCGCCAUUCCUCGCGGGUGACUGCUUAACACAGGUUCGACUGUACUAUUUUCGUCCCAUUUACUGUUGGACAUGAAACAAGGCUCAGUCAGGCUCAGUUAUGUUUCUAAUAUAUCGUAAGCUCUUAAUGACAUAAGGCCAGCCAUGUUCAGCCAAUGCAAAAUAUGGCCACGUGAACAGGCACGUGACCUCUGAGGAGGCCUCGAUCGCUUUUGCGCUAUACGUGUACCUGUGUUAUCCUUCGAAAAAUGCAAUAUUAUUAUUGAUAUUUUUCUUCAUUAAGUUACUUAAUCAUUUAUCCGCUCUAAAUUCUUUUGAAAUGAAGCUUUUCACAAUAAGCACCGGCAGCAGCAUGCCUUGUCGAGCCGAAGACGAGCUAGUGGAAAACGUCCGCCUGUCAGCAAAACUGCUCCUGUAACAACACAGGACUUGCUCGCACAAAAGGGUGGUUCUGCAUGACAGACGAUGAAAUAUUUAAGAACCCCCACGCUCUGACCUGUGUCAGUGACUCAGAAGAAAGUAAUGAGGAUAGAGUAUUGAAGAGAAACUUUACAAUAGUUGGCUUUUAAGACGUCCAUGUUUAAAAUGUUCGCUUUCUGUCGAGUAACGUACGAGAUAAGUUACUUUCAUGCUCAACAAGUCAAAAUUAGUGAUGACAUUGUGUCUUUUAGUCUUAAUAUGUAUCUUAAAUGAGAUAAAGUGAGGUGCGAGAAUUCGUAAAAUAACAUCUCUACAAUGAAACUUUUGUGAUGAGCGGUGGCACGAGAACCCCCCUGGUUCCCCAACCAUCCAUGGCCCACUGGUGAUUCAAGUUCCUUCAUAGUUCGUCCCUUCGGAUUCAUAAGGAAAGUGAAACCGCUUAAACUGCAUCUUUGACUAGGAAUGUGUUUUGCAACGUUUGCAAGGCUUGAAACGCCCCAGAAAGAAAGAAAAACUAUCGAAGGUAAAAUGAAGCAGACUUUUCCAUACUUCAGAACAGUGAACUUCUGAGGCUUUAAAAGGAGACCAUAGAGAUUAGGAAAAUGCAGUGUCAUACUGCAUUGGUAAAACGCAAAUUACCUUAGGGCUUCCUCUUAGGCCGGAUGUGCAUUUCAUGAAUUUUAAACAGGUGUUUUUCCCUCGUAGUCUCACCGAAUAAAUAAUUUAGGGUAUCAAACUCGUGUAUCAAACCCUUUCUUUGAACAGCAAGAAGUGGACCAUGAUUUGUCUACUGCUUAUCGCCUUUGGAACGCUUCUCUUUGAUUCGGGCUUCGUUAUAGUAGCCGAAGCACAACAAGCCAAGAUCCUACUGUACUCAGUGAAUAACAAAAGUUCUCCGAAUGCAUUUGAGCUGAACCCUGAUGUUUUGGAAGAGAUAUCACAGAUGGAGCCACCGAUCCGAGUUAUCGCCGCUGUUGGAAAUGCUCGAGUUGGAAAAUCAACCUUCCUAAACGUAUUCAGUUCUAUUUGCAGUCUAGAGAGAAAGUCUAAUGCAAUUGAAGAGGUUUUUGAAUCUGGUGCCUCGUUGGAUCCUGUCACUCGUGGAGUGUGGGCGCACAUAAUACGACAUCCCGAUAAAAAUGGAAGCAUACUUUUGCUUGAUGUGGAAGGUACAGAUUUAGGAAAUGAUAGUGUAACUGAUCGCCUUAGUAUGUUUACAGCCAUGCUGUCUUCCGGACUGAAUAUUUUUGCACUACAAGUCGUGAAAAAUGGAGACAUCAACUUCCUUUAUCGCAUAGUACGCUUGAGCGAGCUUGUCUUCGAAGGUAAAGAAAUUCCAAAUAAUUUCCCCAAACUUCGAAUCGUGUUACGAACAAAUUUGAACGUCCCCGAUGAUGACAGCCUUGAAGAUAUAAAAUCCGUCAAAAAAUAUUUCAUCCUGACGGGCAGAGUAUGA
Molecule: messenger RNA, 4040 nt
Organism: Pocillopora meandrina
Lineage: Eukaryota; Metazoa; Cnidaria; Anthozoa; Scleractinia; Pocilloporidae
Source: the annotation of a GenBank genome assembly